Etheostoma cragini (Arkansas darter) is the source of this 3066-nucleotide messenger RNA. RefSeq names its product B-cell CLL/lymphoma 6 member B protein. The transcript has 8 exons. Bases 207 to 2063 code for a protein of 618 amino acids. NCBI's taxonomy places the organism in Eukaryota, Metazoa, Chordata, Actinopteri, Perciformes, Percidae. The record is from RefSeq and is a predicted model, not a curated record. Gene Ontology annotation, biological process: regulation of transcription by RNA polymerase II. Gene Ontology annotation, molecular function: DNA-binding transcription factor activity; RNA polymerase II cis-regulatory region sequence-specific DNA binding.
AUGUUUGCUGUCGGAGCUUAGGUCAUUGUGGUGGUUAGGUUGCUGAGACGCUACAUUAGCUAAGCGUUAGUCUUCUUCCACCUAAUCAACAUUUUAAAACGUAGAAUUUCCACUAUAGCUGUUAUGGUUUGACCAAACUUCCUAAUCCUUCACUAGGUAUUUUUUAAGGCGACGGAGCAGCCAGCGAGCCACCGACGAUAGGGAGAAUGUCUAGCCGUCUGGCCUUUCAGACCCAGCUGGCCUCCAUUAUGGAGGUCCUGGCUAAUGCAGCAGUGGCGGAGAUAUGUAAGCUAGUAGACGACGACUAUGCCGUGGUGAGUUUACAGAUGUCUCAGUGCCAGAGAGAGAACAAAGCCCUAAAGAGGAAGCUGCAUUUGCUGGAGCUGAAGAUGGCCCGGGGAAACGCCGAAAGGAGGCUCCGGGAGAGCGCCAUGAACAGCAGCCGAUCCAGGGUGCAGAUAAGCACCACCGGUGGUGUGUUUGAGCGACGGAUGGACGUGGCUCUGUGGUCCGGUAGAGCUGCUGCAGAGGAUGCAAGCAGCGAGCCCAUCCAUUUUGACAGUGUCCGGAGUAAGUCUCCAGACGUGGAGCUGGUGGAGCCAGAGCCAGUGCUGGUAAAGGAGGAGAGGGUGGAGCCAAACAUGUCACAGGUUGAAGAAAGAGAGGAAAACGUGUCGCUUAUCAGAGAUGAUGGAGUGUUGGAGUGUGUCCCUUGUGGACCUGUGAGACCCAGCCUUGGACAGCAGGACAACAAAUCCACUUCCUGUCAGACCUGGUCCCAGAUCCAGAGCAGUAGGACAAGGCAGGCCGGCAGCAGCAGAGGAGUGGAGAAGGAGGAGGAGCCGGAUGUGGUGCUGGUGAAGAUAGAGGAGGUGGAGCCGGUGACGGGCACUCAGAACCAGACAUGCCUCAGCAUACAAGAGGGGUUGGUGGAAUCGAGCACCGAUGACUGUAGAGCAGUUCUGCCAUUUGAUGAAAUCCCAGAAACCUCCAACAAUUGUUUGUCUGACCUGCAGGAGUCUGGGCGGGGCUUCUCAGAGUCUGCGGCACCUCAGCCAACGCCGGUGAUAUCGGAAGAGCCUAGCAGUAUUGUAGCAGUCCAGCUGAGAGUACCAGACACCAACACACCCGCCAACCCAAAAACACAACAGCAGCAGAGAUCCAGCAACAACAAUCCUCUCAGCUCUGAAUAUUCUCUGUUUGAACUUGAGACAUUCUUCACCCGUUGGGCCCCUGAUAGGGACUCGGCCGGCAGUGGCCCUUCGUGUCCUUUUACCACUGAUAACCCAGCACAGAGUGACCAGGAUGAUGUUAUUAUUGAAGGGCAGAGUUUCUCCUCAGUUCAGAUGCCGCCAUCUGAGUCACAAGGCCUGUCAGCAGAGCCUUCUGCGGCCGUACCUCUGAGGAUGCAGGCUCCAUCCUCCCAGCCUUUAUGGAGCAGAAAACCAGUCAUGAUCAGAAGUGCACAUGCUCAGCUGCUGCAGCAGCAUCCUGAUAGCAACAGGAUCUCUCGGCAACAACACGUCAUUCCCUCUGCACAGUCAGCACGGUCCUCCACCACAGCUGCUGUCAUUCACACUAACAGUGGUGAUAAAAUAACUACCUCUGGUAUCAGCUCAAACAGUAGGACUAUGAGCUCCAGAUCUGUCGCGGGAUCCACAGCGGCGUUGGCCGGCAUUGAGUUGGCAAUUGCUGUGCAGCAUCGAGCCAACCUCUUAGCUCGCCACAAUAAAAGCCAGGCUGCCAGCAUGGUGCCCAGCGAGGGCAGCAGGAAGAGAUACAUAUGCCGAGCCUGUGGUAAAGCUUUCUCUGGUCUGUCCAAUCUGGAGGCCCACGAAAGAGUCCACACGGGGGAGAAACCUUUCCGCUGUGACACCUGCGGGAAACGCUUUUCAGAGGCCGGAAACCUGAAAAAGCAUCAGAGAGUUCAUACCGGGGAGAAACCUUUCAGCUGUGAAAAGUGUGGGAAAAGAUUCGCCUGGAUCUGCAACCUGAGGACGCACCAGCAAUCUGCCACAGGCUGCGGACCACAGGCUAGUGGGGGGCUAGGACUGGGCUGUUAAUGCCAGUUGUUUUUUUUUACACAUUGGGGUUGAUGCAUAGACGGUGUAAGGUUUACACCAGAAGAAAAUAUCUGGCAAUACCCUGCAAGGUUGUGCAGUAAUGGGAGUGUCACUCAAAUGGCAUUUGUGUGAUGUCCCGUUGUGUUCUUUAAUACCCCGUUGUGGCACACAUAGACUUUUUAUUUAACUAUUAUUGUUCUCCGUCAGAUUGUUUAUAGAUGUCAACAUUUCCUACCACACUUAAAGGCAGCUUCAAUUUACAGAGAAAGAGGAAAAGAAAAGAGACGGAGGGACUGUGUUUUUUGCUGGAGCUUGUUGCAGGAAGCAGUCAGCUGUAACACAUCUCUGGUCAGUUCAGUGCUUGUGACAGCUGACCGUCUCCUGCAACAACUAAACACAGUUGCUUUGUCUCUUUACUUUUUCUCUGUCUCAGAGAAAUUAAGCUGCUUUUAAGGGCCCUCGGAAAUGUGGAGAUCUAUAAGCGAUCUGAAAGAAAACCGUAAUUAUGAAAUAUAGAGUCUACUUGUGCUACAUUGUGGUGUUAAAGAACACAAUAGAAUGUCACACAAAAACAUUUGAAAUGACACUACCAUAUCCACACAACCCUGCGGAGCACUGCUGUGUCUUUUUUCUGGUCUGAACGUGCCCUGCCAAGUAUGAUUGCUAAUUACAUGACUGGCCACCGCAGGGUGACAUUUUCAAAAGUCUCAACUUUUUGCCACAAGUCACUGCAGUUUUUGUCAAAGCCACAGGGAGCCCUGGAGAGUUGCUAAGAAGCCCAGGUUGCAGACCCAUGGUAUAAGUGAAACCAAAACAUCUGGUGGCUGGCUGCAGUAUAGUUCAUAAAUCCCUCCACCUCUAUGUUAGCGGAUUUGACAUGGGCCAAACAAAAAAAUUAAAGUACUUGUCAAGUACUUUUUUUUAUUUUUUUUUUACCAACAAUGGUUUCUGUUAUUUAAGGUAGUAAGUAAGUAAGUAAGUUUGUUUUUUAUUUAUUUGAUGC